CGUCUUUCUUGCCGUACUUCCAUCUGGAGUUGCUUCUGGCAGCGCGUUGGCGAGCGCGAUGUCGAAUCUGGUGUCGAUACCGUUCAAGAGGACGUACGAAGCGAACGUCAAGGAUGCAGUGCGGUUGUACAUACACGAUCAUACGGGCAGCCAUCCGGACGCGCUGAGGCAUGACAUCGCGGAGUGGGAGAAGCUCAGGAGGGCAGCGAUUGGGAUGUCGGUCCAUGCGAAUCGGGCAGGAGACAUCACAAGAUAUCAUGCGCAAUUGCUCCGCAUACAGAGCAAACUUCCAGCCGAUAUCGGCCUUCCCAUAGCAUACGUACCUGCAUUUGCUGACGCGAACGCGCUACCCAUCACCCUGAACGAUCUGCACUUCGAGCGCGCGGCUCUGCUCUUCAACCUCGCCGCGCUAUACUCGCAGCUCGGCGCGUCGGAGGACCGAUCUACAUUCGAUGGUAUCAAGCGCGCCAUGGCAUACUUCUCUGCCUCCGCAGGGACCCUGGCCUACCUCAAAUCAUCCGCCCUCCCCAAGCUGCCCCCACCACCCGAUACCCUCGCACCGACCUCUCCCCUCAUCCCCUACACUGACUACCCCCUCGACCUCACACCGGGCUUCGUCACGGGCCUCUACCACGCCAUGAUGGCACAAGCCGAGGAGUGCUUCUGGCAGAAGGCGAAGAUGGAUAACAUGAAGAAUACGAUCAUCGCGAAGUUGGCGUCGUCCGUUGCUUCGCAUUAUCAAUCAUCGCUCGAAGCCAUCCGAGGCGCGACACCGUCGAUUAAACAUCUAUUCCCUACUAGUUGGCUUGCAUACAUCGAGACCAAACAAUACCACUUUGAAGCCGUAGCGCACUACAGGAUGAGCCUGGUCGAGGGUGAGGCGAGUCGCUACGGCAAAGAACUCUCCUACCUGACCGAGGCGCUCGCCGCGGAGAAGAAAGCAUACGAUGUUGCUCGAAAAGGCCGCGUCGUGCAAGCGGUGGCCAGGGACGUGCAGACCUUCCUCGACGUCAUCCAAAAGGACCACGCGCGCGCCGAGCGGGACAACGACCUGAUCUACCACGACUACGUGCCCGCGGGCGCGUCGCUAGCCGUGGUGACGCCGACGCAUGUAGCGAAAGCGACCGUUCCUAAAGAGCUAGAAAACCCGGCGUCGGUGGAGGGGACGCCGUUGUUCGAGGAACUGUUGGGGUGGGGGGCGAAUGAAGCGAUCAACAUCUACGACGACCGCAAGCGGAAGCUCGUCAAGGAGAAGGUCGUGGACCAGAUUGAGGAAAUUAAGCAGCGGGCGAAUAGUAAACUUCAAGAACUCCACCUCCCUGCCGCGCUCGACGCCCUCGACCAGACCGUACGUCUGCCGCCGAGUCUGCUGCGGAAGGCGGAGGAAGUGCGACUGGAGAAGGGGCCGGAGAGGAUCGAGGCGCUGAUGGAUGAUGUGGGACGGGUGGCGGGGUUGGGGAGGAGGUUGUUGGAAGAGGCCAUGUCCAUCCUCGACGACGAGGCGGAGGAGGACGAGAACGCCCGCGCGCAGGGGUUGACGCAGCGGCGGCCAUCGCAUGAAGCAAAUCAAGAGUUGAUGCACAAGUACGAGCGGUAUCAUAGUGUGUUGACGCAGGCAGCCGAAAGCGACGAGUCCGUGCGGCGGAAGUACGACGAGUGGGAGGAGAGCAUUGGCGAGCUGACGUGGGACGAGAUCCGCCUCGAACGCGCCAUCCCCUCCUCCACCGCCCCCUCCGGGCGCUCAACCCGCGAGACCGAGAUCCACCGCCGCGCCCUCCGCCUCCGCCUCGAGCACCUCGACGACCUCCACCGCGAGCUCACCGACUACGCCCGCCGCGCGCAAAACCUCGCCGACGCGGACGACGUCCGACCGCGCAUCGUGCGCGCGGCCGCGGGCUUCGCGCAGCUCGCGGAGGUCGCGCCGGUGGCGUUUGAGGAUAUUCUGGACGACGAGCUGGCGAAGUAUGACAAGUUUUUGGGCGCGGUGGAGGAUGGGGCGGGGAGGCAGGGGGCGGUGUUGGAGGAGAUUGAGCAUCACAACCAGUUGCUGCUGGAGUCGAGGAAGGAAGAUCCGGCGGCGAAGGAGCGCGAGCGAGCGCUGCAGUCGUUGGACUUGGCGUACCACAAGUACCGGGAGAUCGUGAGGAACUUGGAAGAGGGGUUGAAUUUCUACAACGAACUCUCGAAGAUGCUCACGCAAUUCAAGGAGGCUUGCAAGAUGUGGGCGCGUGAGAGGAGUCAGGAGUUACAUGCAAUGAUCCAGGCGAGGGAGAACAUGGCCUUUCAGCAAGCAACGCCGCCGCCCGAGUCGCCUGCGCCUCUGCCUGAACGAGAGCCAGAGUCCGAGUCCGAGCCGGAGCCUGAACCUGAACCUGAAACCGAAUCCGAAUCCGAGCCUGAACCUGAGCAGCAGGUUGUACCAGAGUCUGAGCCAGAAUCGGAGUCGGAGGAAGAAGAGGAGGAACCCGAGCCUGAGCCAGAACCUGAGCCAGAACCUGCGCCAGCACCGAGACGCACCACACGUACCCCAGCUCGCAAGACAGCACCGGCACCAUCGUUCCCGAAGCCAGCGCCCAUCGGGAAGCAGCCAGCUGCGUCGAAGAAGUCGACCGGCCUUCCUUCGCUCAUGGCAGCCGAUUGGGGCUUCGAGGACGUACCGCUGGCGCCUGGUCCGCCACCACCACCCGCACCUGCGGCGACGCCUCGGCGCAGCUCUCGACGACGUUGAUUCCACGCCUGUUAUAAUAGGACAGAGACGUAUGUGGGAGGAGACCAUGGUUAUAUUGCAUACUUACUACGGCGUGGUGCAUGGAUAACGAUGCUUGGAUGGUAAUGUAGGACGAUUCGGAGCGCGAUAUAUGAUUGAUUGUAUGCACGAGGAAAAGAAGUGCGUGAUGAGAUGGAUGGAUGGAUGGGAUGAGGCGGCCUUCAGCCAAGUAAAUACGUGCGUGCGUGCUUGCGACAGGGAAGAAAAAGGAAGAACAGGAGCAGAGAUAAUCGACACAGGCCUUGAGCCUGCCCAUAAAAACCUCCUAGAGUGCUACAGGGUAAAUAUCCAUGACAACAACUU
This is a messenger RNA of Schizophyllum commune H4-8, 3070 nucleotides long. RefSeq names its product BRO1-domain-containing protein. The coding region runs from base 215 to 2728 and encodes 837 amino acids. Gene Ontology annotation, molecular function: protein binding. The record is from RefSeq and is a predicted model, not a curated record. Lineage: Eukaryota; Fungi; Basidiomycota; Agaricomycetes; Agaricales; Schizophyllaceae. Gene Ontology annotation, cellular component: endosome. The transcript has 16 exons.